AACCGUGCAGAAAUGGGCAAGUUCAUGAAACCUGGGAAGGUGGUAAUGGUCCUGGCUGGACGCUACGCCGGCUGCAAAGCUGUCGUUGUUAAGAAUAUCGAUGACCAUGCCCUGGUGGCCGGCAUUGACCGCUACCCCCGCAAGGUGACCGCUACGAUGAGCAAGAAGAAGCUGGCUAAGAGGUCCAAGAUCAAGGCUUUCAUUAAGUUCUUCAAUUACAACCACCUCAUGCCCACCAGAUACUCCGUGGACAUCCCCCUGGAUAAAACUGCGGUAAAUGAGGACGUCUUCAGGGAUCCCGGUGUAAAGCGCAAAGCCAGACGAUAAGCAAAGAUGAAUUUUGAAG
Molecule: messenger RNA, 346 nt
Organism: Syngnathus acus (greater pipefish)
Lineage: Eukaryota; Metazoa; Chordata; Actinopteri; Syngnathiformes; Syngnathidae
Product: 60S ribosomal protein L27-like
Exons: 3
Coding region: 13-327 (104 amino acids)
Biological process (GO): translation
Cellular component (GO): ribosome; cytosolic large ribosomal subunit
Molecular function (GO): structural constituent of ribosome
Source: RefSeq, a predicted model, not a curated record